Messenger RNA from Penicillium brevicompactum, 1089 nucleotides. Its product is annotated as transcription factor domain-containing protein. The coding region runs from base 1 to 1089 and encodes 362 amino acids. The transcript has a single exon. Gene Ontology annotation, biological process: positive regulation of transcription by RNA polymerase II. Gene Ontology annotation, cellular component: nucleus. Gene Ontology annotation, molecular function: DNA-binding transcription factor activity; transcription cis-regulatory region binding. Lineage: Eukaryota; Fungi; Ascomycota; Eurotiomycetes; Eurotiales; Aspergillaceae. The record is from RefSeq and is a predicted model, not a curated record.
AUGCAUAUCUUUAGCAUUGAAACUGCGCCACGCCUUUUCCCGGCGGCCUCUCCGCUCUUCUUGCAAAGAUUGAUUGCGAGCUCGCUGGAGACACCUCAUCUUCUCUAUGCAAUUCUAGCAUCGGCUUGCAGUCAUCACAGUCGUCUCAUCAAGGAUGGAACGUCAAACUCAAAGGUCUCCUGCUUGAAGUUCACGAAUCUCUCAAUAUCCAGUCUGCGUUCUGCUCUCAGUAACCAAGAUGCGACCUUGACAGCCGAGGCAGUCACCACUGCAAUGGCACUGUGCACCAACGAUGUUUGUAAUGGCAACAUGCAAACCUGGAGAACACAUCUUGGGGGAGUAAUGCGCCUAUUUGCUGCAUUUCUGGACAGCCAAGGGAGGAUGCGUGUUGAUGACCCCUAUGUUCAGUGCUUAGUGAAGUGGUUCACAACCAUGGACAUUAUCGCCGGACUGUCGGGGCUCACUGGCGGAGGAGUCCUGAGCUCUGACAAUGGGUUACUGGAUAGGACUUUUGAUCAAUUGGAGGGAAAUAUUGAUGAUAUCUGUGGAUACUCUCUGCAAUUAGUCCCACUGCUUGUACGGCUGUCUCAUAUGGUGCAGCAUCACUACCAAAGCCCACUUGACAUACCUCAAGAAAAGGUGACUGAGUCGCACCUACUGGAGCUCGAGAUUCUGUCUCUUACUCGCUGUGGUGUUCCCGACAUUUCAAAUCACGCUGAGCUGCAAAGCACACACCUAGCCUUUGUGCACUCUGCUCUAUUACACCUUCAUCGACGGGUCCAAUUACUCCCCAAGAAUCAUGAAAUCGUCAAAGCGGAUCUAUCAAAUAUUGUCAACGCGGUCAAGCAAAUCCCACCAUCUUCAUCCGCAAAUAUCUUGAUCCUGUGGCCGGUAUUUAGUGCUGGUUGUGAGACCGAUGAUAUCGAAGAACGCAAUUUCAUCCAUCGCCGAAUGGGUGAUAUGGAAAGCCAUGGUCUCGGCAACUUUACAAGAGCUCGAGGGCUUCUGAACACAUUCUGGGCGGCAAAGACACCAACACCCUGGGAUAGACACUUUGCAAAUCUUGGUUUAGAACUGGUUCUAUUCUAG